AUGUUAAAUCCGUACUUGUAUCGACGCGACGCCAAGACCCCCCAGCCGAAGUCGCUCUGGUGGGCAGCGGAACGCGGCCCUGUGGAAACCUUGAGACUAGCAGUGAGGUUCGGGGCAGAAAUCUGCCCUCGAAGAAGAUGGGGUUCCCUGUCGCCGUUAUCCAAAGCAAUAGUUGCCACUGUUGAAAGGGUCCGUGAUGAGCAUCAGCACCAUAUGAUGAUGCAGGUGCUGCAUUGUUUCCUUGAUGUGGGUGCCUUCGAGUUCGAAGACCACGAUUCAGUCAACGUUUCGUUGGCUACGCGGAGAAGAGACUUGGAUGUGCUUUGGAUCGUGCUUAAGAACCAUAGGGGCCUCCGGUUGGCCGACAUAUUCCAGUCUGCCUGUCAAGUAGCUCGUUGUGUGCCCAUGACCCAACAAGAUUGUUUCGCUCUGGAUAUGCUGGUCAGGAUUGGACUCACCUCAGACGGCGCACAAUUACAGAAAUUGCUCCGCAACGUCUUCCAUUCUCCCUUCGACCAAGCGACGACGACGGUUCUGCUACUGCUUCUUGAGUAUAGGAGCGAGGUUGCUGGUUUCGGGUUGCCCUGCGGGUCUUUAGUAAAGCACGCUCUAGGCUUGCCGUGCAUGCUUGUGGUUCCUGUGUCCCGGAGCCUACAGGUCACAAGGUCGUUGUUGAUGAACGGAGCGGAUGCUACGGAUCUACCUCGUCCUUUGCCCCAAGAUAUACACGAGCUUCUCGAGGAGGUGUCGAGCGCCUUGGCUGCACGGAAUCCAGAUCCGGGCGAUGCAGAGAAUCCAGGGGAUACAGAGAAUACAGAGACCAUUUUCCCGGCCGAUAUGUUUGUGGGCAGUUGA
Messenger RNA from Ophidiomyces ophidiicola, 855 nucleotides. RefSeq lists its product as uncharacterized. The coding region runs from base 1 to 855 and encodes 284 amino acids. The transcript has a single exon. Lineage: Eukaryota; Fungi; Ascomycota; Eurotiomycetes; Onygenales; Onygenaceae. The record is from RefSeq and is a predicted model, not a curated record.